AUGUCCGAUAAACGCCCCAAUCUGUUGGAUCUGCGAUCAACCUCGCACACUUCCGCUUUCUCCAGCGCCUCCAGACCCCUUCGCUCCCCCCGCUUGCACAUUGCUGGCGAGGCGCCCCCAGAGCUCUCGCCCCUCGACGCCUUUGCCCUCCAGAGUCGCAUCCUCGCCAAGCAGCUUCAAAAUGGCGACAAAGAUGGCAACAGGGUCAGCCGCCUCCCGCCCCUAACUCUCGAGAGCCCGCUAGUUGUCCAGGGCCGAUCUGAAUACUUUCGGUCCAUGGCUUACGACCCCCCAGCCGAUGCCGCUCACUCGCCUGAUGAUACCAACGAUUCCCUCGGCUUCAAGACUGAGUUUGAGGAUGCCUUUGAAGAGGCUCAACGUCCCGUUUCCAUGCAUCCGCGUAUGAGCCGCAUCCAACCCAAUCUCGAUGACGCCCCUCCCAUGCCGGGGGCUUUCCCCGAGAAGCCCCGGGGCCGCCAACACCUCAAUGUCGACGACAACGACGGCUUUUUCGGAGCCCGUACUCGCUCUCCAUCGCCCAUCCAGAGCGAUACUCAGUCGCAAUUUGAGAGACGCUCAGAAAAGUCCCCCGUUCGAAAUAUUCCUGGCGCAUUCCCCUCUACCCAGUUCGCAAUUUCUCCCGAGAGACCCCGCCCUUCGUUUGAAGACACUGGCCUCGUCCCCCCCCGGCCCCCUUUUCUAAGCAAGCGAUCUUCAAGUAUCAAGUCAUCGCCACCAGCCUCGAUAGACGAGGAUAACGCAAGCACUCCCGCCAGUUCAUUCCAUUCUACCACAGCUCGCAAGCUGUCUUCUGCAAGCAGCGCCUUUGCCGCUCCUGGCGCUCUCCCCAAUAGCUUCCAGAGAUCUCCUUCCGUGGCCUCUGACUGCUCAGGCCUUCCUCGUCCUUCGUUCAACUUUUCUCGCCCGCUUAGUCGCUCCGGCACCCCCUCCUUUGACUUUCCUUCUAGACAGGCCUCUUCGGACAGCCAGCCUUCUUUCUUCCUCGCCGAUGAUGCGCAUACCCCAGUCAGCGUGCAUAGCGAAGCAUUCCUAGAUCAACAAACAGACGACAACAAAGGCACUGGCCAGUCAUACAUUUACUCCAAGUUCACUCUUCCACGAGGCAAGGCUGUCCAGAGAUCAGAGCCUCCGGAGACAUAUCCUCUGACUCCCUCAACUUCCCAUCCACGCAAACUAUCAUGCGCGCCGCCUUCCCCACCAACCCGCCCUUCUAGCUCGUCGGCGAGAUUCAUGGGAGACGAUGCCUCCAGCUUCAUCGCCCGUCCAUCUUUUGAUGCGGGAAAGGCGAGCUUGGACAUUGCUAGGACAGGCUCAGCAGGUUACCCAUCGCCAAAUUCCAGUCGCCCGUCAAUCGAGGUUGCGGCGCGCUCAGAGGAUGCUGGCCGUGGUCGAACUUUGCAAUUCAGUCUGAACGACGCGCGUGGAAGAAUGCCAACAUCUACUUAUACCUCAGAUAGUGCCGGAACAGUUCGACCGCCUCCCACAGCGACGUCCUUCUCAUCCUCUUUGCCAGAACUAACAGCCGAAGACCAUCUUGAAAAGGGCAUCCAACUUCACGAGAAUGGUUCUCUCAAAGAAUCCACCUAUCAUCUGCGACUUGCCGCCAAACAAAGCAAUCCUACCGCUAUGUUGCUUUAUGCACUUGCUUGCCGUCAUGGCUGGGGAAUGCGCCCUAGUCAGAGAGAGGGUGUGGAGUGGCUUCGCAAGGCUGCCGAACAUGCUAGUGUCGAGGUUGCCGACGACCAAGACCAAGUUAAGGAGGGAAAGCAUGUAAAUGUUCUUGAACGGCGAGCGCGUAAGGCGCAGUUUGCCCUCAGCAUCUAUGAGCUUGGAGUUAGCCACAUGAACGGAUGGGGCAUUGAGCAAGAUAAGACUCUUGCUCUCCGAUGUUUCGAAAUCGCAGGCAACUGGGGUGAUGUUGAUGCGCUUGCCGAGGCCGGCUUCUGCUAUGCCCAAGGUGUCGGCUGCAAGAAGAAUCUCAAGAAGAGUGCCAAAUUCUACAAACUUGCCGAAGCCAAGGGCAUGAGCAUGGUUGGCAAUAGCUGGAUUCACAAGGCCAAGUACAAUGAUGAUACUGCCGACGUCACUCCUUCCAAGGACCCCAAAAAGGCUCGCAGCAGAUCACGGGCACGAACUAUGUUUGGCCGGAAGCGCUCAGUCGAUUAA
Messenger RNA from Cordyceps fumosorosea ARSEF 2679, 2187 nucleotides. RefSeq names its product cell cycle inhibitor Nif1. The record is from RefSeq and is a predicted model, not a curated record. Gene Ontology annotation, molecular function: protein binding. The transcript is spliced from 3 exons. Bases 1 to 2187 code for a protein of 728 amino acids. Lineage: Eukaryota; Fungi; Ascomycota; Sordariomycetes; Hypocreales; Cordycipitaceae.